Sesamum indicum (sesame) is the source of this 770-nucleotide messenger RNA. Its product is annotated as eukaryotic translation initiation factor 5A-2. NCBI's taxonomy places the organism in Eukaryota, Viridiplantae, Streptophyta, Magnoliopsida, Lamiales, Pedaliaceae. Gene Ontology annotation, biological process: positive regulation of translational termination; positive regulation of translational elongation. Gene Ontology annotation, molecular function: RNA binding; translation elongation factor activity; ribosome binding. The record is from RefSeq and is a predicted model, not a curated record.
UCACUAAUCACAUAGCAUUUGCUCCCGAGUCCAUACAUUCAAGCAACAAAACAAACUCUAGACAGAGAAACAGAAGAGAAAAGAGAGAUGUCGGACGAAGAGCAUCACUUUGAAUCUAAGGCUGAUGCAGGCGCAUCUAAGACUUUCCCUCAACAAGCCGGUACCAUCCGCAAGAAUGGUUAUAUAGUCAUAAAAGGCAGGCCUUGCAAGGUCGUUGAAGUCUCCACCUCGAAAACUGGCAAACAUGGACAUGCCAAGUGUCACUUUGUUGCAAUCGAUAUAUUCAACGGCAAAAAGCUUGAAGAUAUUGUUCCAUCCUCCCACAAUUGUGAUGUACCUCACGUUAAUCGUACUGAUUAUCAGCUUAUUGACAUAUCUGAAGAUGGUUUCGUUUCUCUUCUCACUGAAAAUGGAAAUACCAAAGAUGAUCUCAAGCUCCCUACAGAUGAAAAUUUGCUCAACCAAAUUAAAAGUGGGUUCGAGGAAGGAAAGGAUCUCGUCGUGUCAGUCAUGUCUGCAAUGGGAGAAGAGCAAAUUUGUGCCCUAAAAGACAUUGGGCCGAAGAAUUAGAUAUAUAUUGCUCCUAAGAACUAGUCGAAAGUAGCUAUUAUAAUGGUCUAAAAUUUAGUGCGUAAGUUUUUAUUUCACUUUCUGAAAGUGAAACUCAUAUAGAACCAUAAUGUUGGUGAUUCCCCAUAAAAAAUAGCUUGGUUUGCAAUAAACUCGGAUUACACGCAGACAUGAUAUUUCUUAUUUUUGUUUAUGUUGUA